This is a messenger RNA of Camelus dromedarius (Arabian camel), 4290 nucleotides long. RefSeq names its product cysteine and serine rich nuclear protein 1 (gene CSRNP1). Gene Ontology annotation, biological process: regulation of transcription by RNA polymerase II. NCBI's taxonomy places the organism in Eukaryota, Metazoa, Chordata, Mammalia, Artiodactyla, Camelidae. The coding region runs from base 1155 to 3122 and encodes 655 amino acids. Gene Ontology annotation, cellular component: nucleus. The transcript is spliced from 5 exons. The record is from RefSeq and is a predicted model, not a curated record. Gene Ontology annotation, molecular function: sequence-specific DNA binding; DNA-binding transcription factor activity, RNA polymerase II-specific.
UAUUCUUGUGUCUGGCUUCUGUCACUCAGCAUAGUAUCACAGAGAGUCAUCUGCGUUGUGUGUAUCCAGAAGCUCGUUCUUUUUUCACAGUGUAGAAUGACACAUUCACUAAGCAGUUACCACUGUUCUAAGAACUUGACAUGUAUGGGUUCAUGUUUACCUCCCAACCCUAUAAGGUUGUAAGACAAAGAAUUGAAGACACAGGGGAAUUAAGAAACUUGCCCAGGGUCAUCCAAUGAAUUGAGAGCCAAGCCAAGGUUCAAAUGGCAGCAGUCUGAUUCUGGAGUCAAGUUUCUUAAUGCUGGGUGGCCUCCAUGAUUCCUGCCAAGUCUGUGCCUGGCCCUGUGUGGAUUAAAUGAGCUAAUGUGUGCUUCCAGGACCCGGUGAUUGGAUGUGGAUGGAGGGAGACAGGAAGGGGUUGAGGAUGACUGCAGGUUUCUGGCUUGAGUAACUGGGUGGGUGGCAGUGCUGUUACUAAGAUAGGGAACACAGGAAGAGGAACAGAUGGCAUGGGGGGUGGGGAACAGAGACAAGGGGUUCGAUUUGAGGCCUGCAGAAUUUUGUUUCUAAGGGAUGACCAGGCAGAGACCAAGUGGGCAUCUGGUUUGGGGGAGUCUCAGGCAUGUGAUUAGGGAGGCAUUCAGCAUCCUGUGCACAGCAUCUGGAGUUUAGGAAAGGAUGGGGUCUCCCAGCAGGAUUGUGGUGGGGACGAGAUGUGUGGGUGUGGUUUGUCCAAGCGUGUUUGUGCGUCUCAGUGCCUCUGUGCUCUGUCUGCAUGUGUGUAUAUGUGUGCCUGCCUCUGGGCCAUGCAUUCCCCCAUCUCCUGGGAGAGACUUCAAGGUCAGCUGAGAGCUGGGUUGUUUUUGUUUGUGGUUUGACCCUGGGGUGGGGGGUGCCAAGCCUGAGAAACUGCUGAGAAGCCCCCGGAAACACCUGUGUGUCCUCUUCCCCUGGGCCCAGCGUUAUUGGAGGAUUGGCAAGCCAGGGAGCUUCUCUGGCUGCUCUUGUCCCUGUGGGGAGAGGCUGUCCCUGGGGUGAAUUCCAUCCAGUAAGUCGAUUGACAGCAUACCACCCCGGUUUGGGAUCCAAGGACUUUGUGGGAGGAUAGGCAAGGAGGGAUAGGGGUGUUUAGAAAGGACACCUGAGGAGGGGAGAUGGCCAGCCUUCUUGUUGGUUUUUCCUGUUCUCUCUCAUUUCCUGUGAUGGCAGUGGGGGAGGGGCUCCCAAGCACUGGGGCCUCUGCAUCGUUUCCCCUUCCUCCUGGUGACCUCCUGGGGCCCAGCCCUGAGUGCCGCAGGACCACAGAGAGACAAGGCUGUGUGUGCCCAGACCCCAGAGCACCCCUCGCCACCAUGACCGGGCUGCUGAAGAGGAAGUUUGACCAGCUGGAUGAGGACGCCUCCUCGCUCUGCUCGUCCUCCUCCUCUUCGUCCUUCUCCGGCCACCACUCUCCCUCCUGCUCCCCGAGCUCGUCAGCCUCCCCCGCCUGGGACUCCGACGAGGAGAGCCCCUGGGAUCAGAUGCCCCCACCCGAUCGUGACUUCUGUGGCCCGCGAAGUUUUACCCCCCUGUCCAUCCUGAAGCGGGCUCCCCGGAAGCGCCCAGGCCGCGUAGCCUUCGAUGGCAUCACCGUCUUCUACUUCCCUCGGUGCCAGGGCUUCACUAGUGUGCCUAGCCGUGGCGGCUGCACUCUGGGUAUGGCCCCUCGCCACAGUGCCUGCCGCCGCUUCUCGUUGGCUGAGUUUACGCAGGAGCAAGCCCGGGCACGGCAUGAGAAGCUGCGCCUGCGCUUGAAGGAAGAGAAGCUGGAGGUGCUACGAUGGAAGCUUUCAGAGGCUGGGGUACCCAAGACGGAGGCCGGCCUGCCGCUUACAGUGGAUGCCAUAGACGAUGCCUCUGUGGAGGAGGACUUGGCAGUGGCCGUGGCAGGCGGCCGGUUGGAGGAAAUGACCUUUCUACAGCCCUACCCAGCCCGGCAGCGGCGGGCUCUGCUGCGGACUGCGGGUGUGCGGAGGAUCGAUCGUGAGGAGAAGCGAGAGCUCCAGGCUCUGCGCCAGUCCCGGGAGGACUGCGGCUGUCGCUGUGACAGGGUCUGUGAUCCUGAGACCUGCAGCUGCAGCCUGGCGGGCAUCAAGUGUCAGAUGGACCACACAGCAUUCCCCUGUGGCUGCUGCAGGGAGGGCUGUGAGAACCCCAAGGGCCGUGUGGAAUUUAACCAGGCUCGAGUUCAGACCCAUUUUAUCCACACGCUUACCCGCCUACAGCUAGAGCAGGGAGCCGAGAGCCUUGGGGAGCUGGAGGCCUCAGCCCAGGGUGGUGUACCCAGCCCUGGGGAGCAGGCCUUGGCCUCCACAUUCCCGCUGGCCAAGCCCCCCGUGAGCAGUGAGCUGGGAGACAACAGCUGCAGCAGCGACAUGACCGAUUCGUCCACAGCCUCGGGCACCAGCGAGGCCCCUGAUGGCCCUGCCCACCCGGCCCUGCCCGGCCCUGGCUUCCAGCCCGGUGUGGACGACGACAACCUGGCUCGGAUCCUGAGCUUCAGUGACUCUGACCUGGGCGGAGAGGAGGAGGAGGAGGAGGAAGGGGGUGUGGGCGGCCUGGACAACCUCAGCUGCUUCCACCCAGCUGACAUCUUUGGUACCAGUGACCCCGCUGGCCUGGCCAGCUGGACCCAUAGCUAUUCCAGCUCCAGCCUUACAUCAGGCAUCCUGGAUGAGAACGCCAACCUGGACGCCAGCUGCUUCCUCAACAGUGGCCUUGAAGGGUCAGGGGAAGGCAGCCUCCCUGGCCCCCCAGUGCCAACCAGCACGGAUGCCCACCAGAGCAGCUCAGUGGACCUCAGCUUGUCUUCCUGUGACUCCUUUGAGCUGCUCCAGGCCUUGCCGGACUAUAGUCUGGGGCCCCACUACACCUCCCGGAAGGUGUCUGACAGCCUUGACCACCUUGAGGUGCCCCACUUUGCCUUGCCUGCCUUUUCUCCCCCCGGGGAUGCCAGUACUUGCUUCCUGGAGUCCAUCAUGGGCUUGUCUGAGCCAGCUGCGGAGGCCCUGGCUCCCUUUGUGGACAGCCAAUUGUUUGAGGACACUGCCCCGGCCUCACUGGUGGAGCCUGUGCCGGUGUGAGGGCUACAGUGCCUUUUUCCGGCGCCAAGAGUCCUGUUGCUGCUUCAUUGUAAUUUGGGGGCUCCCUGAGGUCUUUCUGUAUGUAUUGGCCGGCUCCCAUGUGGGCACUCCUAAUUUUCGUGCAACACUCUGGAUUGAUUUAUUUAUUUUUGUAACUUUCUGUGCUGAGGGGGGUGGGGGGGGUCCCCUUUUGGCUGCCCAGCCCCCCUUGCCCACACCAUCUCCUCCAUUUCUACGGCACGGGCCAGGAAGAAAUGUGGCUCCCCUGGAGCUUUGUAGACUCCUCUUCUGUCUUGUAUAAUGUUCCUCAGCCCAAAGACAGCCAGACGGGGCUGAAAUCAGCCACUUCUUAUGGCUUCUCCUGCCACCCUGAGCCCUAGACCCAUGGGUGGCUGAAUCUUCUGGACUGUGAAAACUGUAAUUUAUUUCCAUAAUUUAUUUGGAGAUUAGGUGGUUUUGGCCUCUCCUCUCUGACUGGUGGGCAAUGCUGGGCUUAGGGUGGGGCACAGACCCCCUGUGAGUCUUUUUGCCUUGUAGUCCUGCAGCCCUGCCCUGCCCGGGCUUUGGGGUAGACCAGGCGUGGAUUUGAGCCCUCUGUCUAAUAUGGCAGCUUCCUGGCUCUGGAUGGCUGAGCAGGCAGGGGCUGGCCCGGGACAGUGUCUGGGCAGGGGGAGGGGCUGGGCUGACCAACCGUGACCAAACCCUCUUCUGCCCCAUGCAGCCCCCUCUGCUUCCUGUCCUCGGCCCUGCCUCCCUCCUUCCCCACCAAAGUCCACAGCCUUUAUCCUGAGCCCAUCAACGCAGGAGGGGGAAGCAGGAGGCCCAGAGAAGGUAAGGGGCUGCCUCAGGGCCCAUCGCACACCCCUCAGGGCCUUCUGGGCACUGCACUCCAGCCUGGUCCACCUGCCUGCACCCUAAGGCCAGAUGGCCGGGGCGAAGGGUGACUAUGGCUUUUAUGCCAUUUGUUUGCUGAUGUUGAAUUUUGCAUCAUAAUUUCUAUAUUGUCCCUGAGUAUUAGAACUAUAAUUUAUUCAUUUUUCUGUGUCUGUGCCAAGAAGCCCAGGCUCUGGGCCUGCCCUCUUGCCCAGGAGGCCUUGCCAGCCUGUGAGCUUGUGGGAACACCUUGUACCUGAGUUUACAGGUACCAAUAAAGAGACUCUAUUUUUAA